Molecule: messenger RNA, 2717 nt
Organism: Hypanus sabinus (Atlantic stingray)
Lineage: Eukaryota; Metazoa; Chordata; Chondrichthyes; Myliobatiformes; Dasyatidae
Product: phosphatidylinositol N-acetylglucosaminyltransferase subunit Y-like
Exons: 1
Coding region: 1-219 (72 amino acids)
Source: RefSeq, a predicted model, not a curated record
AUGAUGCCACUGCACCUGUCCACACUGACCGUACUCGUUCCCCUGAUGUCUCUUGCGGGGUUGUUGUAUUCUGCAGCAUUUGACGAGGAGUUUCCACAAGGUUGUACCAGUGCGGCCAGCGUCUGCUUCUACAGCCUGUUACUCCCCAUCACCAUUCCCGUCUAUGUGUUCUUCCACCUCUGGAAUUGGAUGGGGAUUAAGCUCUUCAGACACAACUAAUCCCAGCAUGAACCUCUCCUCUCUGAACUUCACCCUGCUGCUAAAAUGUUAGAGUGACAGAGUUUGUGCUUUGCUUUGAAAUGUUAAACCUCUUGGUUGUGAGUUGCUGGUUUUCAAGUUCACAUUUACUGUCAUUCAUAUGUAUACAGCUAAACAAAACAUUGUCUCUCUGGAGCCAAGGUGCAUACAUACAAGUUUAAUUAUCAUUAAACAGUGCAUGACUACAGCCAAACAGAACAGCAUUCCUCCAGGGCCAAGAAGCAAAACACAGUACCAGCAGCACAUAGCACAACAUGGGGCAGCAUGUACACCCAAUCACAAAGCAAUGGCAGCACAAGUCCCUGACUGACAAGGCCUGGAGUUUGACAGGCUGACGUAAAGUGCAAGGUGCAUUCUGUUUUCAGCAUCGACAAUGGCCUUGGUUAACUGGCUUCCCAGGGUGUGGUGUGUUUUUGUUUAUCAGUGUUGUCCCAAUGUUUAUUGCAUUGGUUCUGGUUUCAGUGUCCAGUUUGGGUUUCUUGUGGUCCUGCGAAUGUCGGACGGUUGUAUGUCUGACUGCCACCAGGGUCAGUGUCGCAGCUUGCUCUCUGCUGUCGGUGAUGUCAGGUGAAGAGGCGAUGGAUUAACCUCCCUGAUUUCAGCUGGGACUUGGAGUUGCUGAAUCCUCUGCUUUCUAAAGACGAAGCGGUGUCACCUAUAUUAACAUCUAUCCCAGAGCAAACAUCACCAGAACCAGCGAUCUGAUCUUCAUCACACCCAUCUUGCUCUGUGCAACUUGCAGCACAGGUCAGGCGCUGAGGUGCGAUGGAGGGAAGUGUUCCCCUACUGGGGAGGUUGUGGGGCCAUCGAUCAUUGCACAGAGUUCGGAGGUAAUGAACCGCGAAACCGACUAUCAUCCACUCUCAGGCCACAGGCACCAAACUCACACUGUUUGCCACGUUAUAUUAAAUAAAAGACAGUUUGAGCAAUCUCGGAUUUUAUUUUCAGAGUAGUUUGACUGUUCUGUAGUAGUUCCUGUCCUGGGUGUGGGGAGGGAGCCAGUGAGGUCUCCUAACUGCUCCUGUGAGAGAGGAAUUGAACCUGAUGUAAAGGGGGAAAAGCUGAGCAGAGCAGUGAGGGGGGGGCUUGUUUGGGGAGUUACUGCUUUCCCCCUGCCCAGCGUGUGUGCAAUCACUUCCUGAGAUUGUGCGUGGAGGCCUAGCAGUUGGUACAGCCUUGUUACAGAACCAUUGAUCGGGGUUCAACUCCCACCGCUGUCUGUCAGCAGUUUGUUCAUUCUCCCUGUGUCCGUGUGGGAUUUCAUCCGGGUGCUCUGGUGUCCAAGGACAUACAGGUUAGGUUUAGUGAGUUGUAGACCAGCUCUGUUGGCACCGGAAGCAGGGGGCAUUUGCGGGCUGCCCCCAGCAUGUCCUCAGACUGUUGUUGAUUGGUGACAAAAGAGGUUUUUUGAUGUACGUGUGACAAGUAAAGCUAAUCUUUAAAAUCAGCCAAGGUGAAGCAGAUUUGAUUGUCUGAAUUUUCUCCUUUGGGAUAUGCCCGAGCCCUUGUCUGCAAAUAAAGGUUUGGCCGUUUAGAAGCUGACAUUUUAAGCAGCCAGCUCUCUCCCGCACCCGCCAAUACUUUCCUCCAAUCACCUUUAAAUGAUGCCCCCUUGGAUUAACCAUUUCCACCCUGGGAUUAAGUCUCCAGCUGUACGCUUGAUCUAUACCUCUUGCACAUUAGAGUCAGGUUUAGUAUUACUGUCAUAUGUUGUGAAAUGUGUUGUCUUUGCGUCAGCAGUAAAAUGCAAUAUAUAAUAGAAAAAAUUGAAUGACAGUAACUAUAUAUAUUAAGUAAGUAGUGCAAAAACAAAUUUUAAAGUAGUGAAUUGGGUUCAAUGUCCAUUGAGAAAUUCGAUGGCAGAGGGGAAGAAGCUGUUACUGAAUCGUUGAGUGUGGGUCUUCAGGUUCCUGUACCUCCUUCCUGAUGGUAGCAAUGAGAAGAGGGCAUGUCCUGGGUGAUGGGGGUCCUUAAUGACGGACACCACCUUUCCGAGGCGCGGCUCCUGGGUGGUGAGGAGGCUGGUGCCUGUGGUGGAGCUGACUGAGUUUACAACUCUGCACCUUAAUUUGAUCCUGUGCCGCAAUAACCCCCCCACCCCAUAUCAGGUGGCAUUGCAGCCUAUUAGAAUGCUCUCCAUGGAAUUUCUGUAGAAAUUUGUGAGUGUUUUUGGUAACAAACUCCUAAUGAAACAAAGCCAUAACUCUGCUGUCUUUGUAACUGCACGGAUAUGUUAUGUCCAAGAUAGAGAUCUCGACACCCAGGAACUUGAAACUGCUCACUCUCUCCACUCCUGAUCCCUCUAUGAGGACUGGUAUGUGUUCCCUCAUCUCACCCUUUCCAAACUCCAUCAUUAGUUCUUUGGUCUUAGUGAUGUUGAGUGCAAGGUUGUUGCUGCGACACCACUCAAUUCUGUGAACGAAUCAAUUAUUUUAAUAAAAUUAAGCUUUAGAUCUGAA